UUCCUUCACUCAGACAACAAAGCAGCAGCAGCAGGAUGACUGUUCCAGUGGUCCGAGACGAGGGUGUGAGGAACCUGUGUCUUCCGCUGCGUCAGGUGUUGAAGGCGUUGUACUGUUGUCCAAUCAGCUGCUCGCCUUGUAGAGUGGUGGUCAGGGGAGGGGCCACAGCCGUUCUCGGGACCAUUCAGAUCCUGGUGGGCGUGUUCAACAUUGGACUCGGGCCGGGAAGGACGUGGCAACACCCUUUUUAUCUGGCCAGUCUGGGAGCAGCUUACUGGCUGGGUGCUGUGUUUGUCACCGCAGGAAUCCUGUCUGUCUUGGCGGGGCAGUGCCCCUCCUGCUGCUUGGUGGGCUUUACUGUGUUCAUGAACAUCGUCAGCACCAUCUUGGCCAUUGUGGGCAUUGUCCUGUACGCCAUCGACAUGGGAAAGCUUUCCCUCUACUUGUUUUGCGGCAUCCGACUGUACUUUGAUAGCUCCGCUUGUCAAGAUGUGGCCUUUUUUGCAAUGAGGUUGAUAAGAGGCAUGGACAUCACACUGAUCGUCCUGGCUGCUCUCCAGCUGUGUGUCAGCAUCAGCAUGACCGUUCUGGCCAUCAAGGCUUUGGUCGUUGGCAAGAGAAAGAAGCGUGAUGAAGAUGUCGAAGAAUUCCAGCCAGGAGUGAAGGCUUUCCUCCUGGACAGUCCAAGUCCAGAAGACAAAAAUUACGAUAUGAAUAUGAAUAUAUAUUGAACGUGACGGACACGCAUGCAGUUCAUCCAAAUGAAGGCUCAACUGCAUCGCGCUAGCUAGCUUACAGUGCAACUUGUAUAUCGCAACACGCUAGCUUGUCAAAGGUAGCUAUUAUUAGCAUUUUUCAUGACAUUAGCAGUUAAGAUUGACCCAAAAGUGAAAGCACAGUGAAAUUCAAUCUUCCUUUCUAGUCUAAUGGAGAUGCAGGCGUGCUACCUUUUUGCUUGAUUUCAAUUAUCUGUUAAUUUAAAGCUAAAGCAUAAAAAAAAUACUCUAUAUAUAGUAUACAAUACUGUCCUGUCUUUAAUCUUUCUUUCAACAACAUGCAAUAAAAAUGGGAAUAUUUCAGACAUACUUGCAAAUGGUGAUUAAUCAUGAUGAAUUAAUCUGAAAACUGAUUAAUCUGCUCAAAAAUUUCAAUCAUCUGACGGCCAUGCUUUUUUUCCCCCUUCUCA
Molecule: messenger RNA, 1186 nt
Organism: Dunckerocampus dactyliophorus (ringed pipefish)
Lineage: Eukaryota; Metazoa; Chordata; Actinopteri; Syngnathiformes; Syngnathidae
Product: membrane-spanning 4-domains subfamily A member 12-like
Exons: 7
Coding region: 36-731 (231 amino acids)
Cellular component (GO): membrane
Source: RefSeq, a predicted model, not a curated record